GCUGGAUCUGUGCAGCCCGCUCCAAUUGGCCGGGCUGAAAGGGCAACCACCAACCAUUGACGAGCUCCGGAUCUCAAGUCUCAGAUGCUCAGCCGACUCCGUCGACGGCUCCACAGCUCGCCGUCCAGCCCUUCACUGCUCAUCUUCGGCUUCUUCCUCCACUUGACAGAAGCAGCAAAGCAAAACACCUCUGUCGGUGGCUCCACCGCUCACCGUCUAGCCCAUCACCACUCACCUUCGGCUCCUUGCUCCACUGGACAGAAGCAGCAAAGCAAAACACCUCCGUCGGCAGCUCUACAGCUCACCAUCCAACCCAUCAUCGCUCACCUUCAGCUUCAUCCUCCACUGGACAGAAGCAGCAACACAAUGCAAAAUAGAAUCAACAGAUCUGCCUCACUCCUCCGCCUAUCACCUCCUUCUCCUUCCUCCACCAAACAAAAACAGCAAAGAAAAACAAAAAUUACAGAACAGAUCGUCCCCCAAAAGCACCAACAGAACAACUGCCUCAUCUCCUCCGUUGCUUCCCUUCUUCUCCUGCGUCUAUCGAACAAAAGCAACAGCAGAAAUUAGACUUGGGCCUCAUCUCCUCUACAAAUAGCUCAGCUUUUCAAUUUUACCUGUUUAGUGUGCCUUUUCUAUGUCAUUAGUGAUAAUAUGUAACUUGCAUCCAUAGCAUUAGAAGAUGAAAUUCUUGCCUUUUCUUGUCAAUUUUUUUAGUUUGUUUGCUAUGCAGGUCAUUGAUUUUUGGUUAGCUAAGCAACCUAUAAACCCUCAAACCAAUGACAUAUAGAUUGAGAAUGGGACUAAGAUGUAAAGUUCAAAGAAGUUGGCUUUUCAUUAUCUAGGAAAUCCUAUUCAGGGAGUUAGCCAUGGCACAUUGACAAUUGAAAGAAAAACAAAACGGGAAC
Molecule: messenger RNA, 908 nt
Organism: Rubroshorea leprosula
Lineage: Eukaryota; Viridiplantae; Streptophyta; Magnoliopsida; Malvales; Dipterocarpaceae
Source: the annotation of a GenBank genome assembly